CGUCUCACUCAGAUAAUGACGGAAGUGGGGCUGACAUACACGACACACCACUGAGGAAAGUGGCCCCGUGAAAUUAUAGUUUCAAAAUAGGUUCUUAAAGUGUCAGAUUUUAAAAUGAGGGUGGGUUCAAAGUGGAAGAUUUGUCUAGUGGUAAUAGUUCUUAUCCAAAUUGAGGACAUUUUAGGACAACAACAGCAUCCUGGAGGAGGGCAUGGUAAACGUCCAGGGAGAAAGUUUAGAGUUCCGGGAGGAUAUGAAGUCCAAUUCGGCACCUGGCCUCUCAUGGAGGUCACAAAACUACAGAAACUACGUGCCCAAAACAACCCUCCAAAAUCAUCUCUGGGUGGAUUCAUGCAAAAUGCGAUUUAUUCCAACUUCAACAACAAAAGGAAACCCCCACACGGCCAUAAAUUCCAACCUUACCCAAACAAAUUAAAGUUCCGGGGUGGAGGACCACCCCCAAUUAAUGGGAAACCCGUUUUCUUCGCCGACAUCAAAUCCCCCUUGCCUCCACUCCCACCCCCACAGCCGCACGGGGGCCCGAUCGGAAUUCCCAUCCCAGUAGGAGCACAAAUCCCACAUAAUCUUCCCCCCAACAAUCUCCUCUUCAAAAAUGGUCCACUUCCGGUCAAAGUUGUGCAAAUCUUCCAGGCACCAACGACCACGACCACGACGACCGAAGCACCAUUACCGAUGCCACCUCCUAUGUCGUCGGUCAUGGCAAAGGCGGCGUAUUCAGGAUUUUUCGCACCAAAUUUUGGCACUAAUAAUGUACAGAGCUUUGGUCCCGUGGUCCACCAAUCUCACGGACCACGACCAUGGUUCCCUCACCAUCACCACGGUCCCCCACCAAUUAUUAAUCAUCGUCCCACCGUCUUUUUGCAACCACAAACCUCCCAUUCUUUCCACUCUCACCAAUUUCGCCACCCUGUUUCCGGCUCACCCGUAUUUUUCGCGCAACCUCCAGCACCCCCGGUCGUCGUCGCCGACCCAGCCCCACCACCGAUGGAACGUCUCUUCCAGAUGAACAAGGUCCCCCAAGUCCCACCCACAAUUCAAAUAGGCAACCAUCCCCCCAGCGGAUACUCCAUGACGCACGGAGAACAACAACUUAUCACGUUGAAACUUCCCGAUGUCAAAAUGGGCAAGAAAAUGGACUCCAUGUCGCUCCUCCGUGGCGCCGAGUUCCAAUCCGGCCCUGGGACGAAUCGUCGCCAAGAUUUUUUCAACAAACCACGCAACGAAGAUAAGAAACUUCCCGAUGUUGGAGCAAUCUACACGGUGAACAUGGUUCUUCAAACGCCAAACAUCUCGGCCCCGAUGAACGGGUCGGAUUCUCCCCAUUUUUAUCAAGGGAUUGAACAAAUGGCACGGAUUUAUGGGAAACCAUCCUCCUCUCCGUUAGACGGACAGGUUAAACUGUUAGGAAAAUUGUUCACCGAGUUGCAACGGAUCAAACCUGGGAAAUCUAGAGUGGUCGAUGAACCAAGUUACACCGUGUCGACGACGACGACAAAUAGCGAUCCGUUCGGGUCUCAUUCUGCGCCACAGAAGACGUACUACACUCCGAAAGUGGACGCUCCCCUUUUGGCGGUGCAUAUUCAGAGUUAUUCCGUCCCAGAGCCGGGUUCCAGCGAUCCCGACGUACUCGAUUCCGCCCGAAUGUUUGGCCUCCAAGGGCACAAAAUUGAGUUCGGAUCGACCAACGAGAUCAUCAACUUGAUGGAUGCGGCACAAAAAUCGGUCGGAAAACGGAUUCCAUUAGAAGAGUUGGGUUACUCGAGGGGGGAAGUUAACCACAAUUUGCAAGAGUGGGUCCGGUCGUAUGUGACCCUGACGAGAAAAAUGAAGGACCAAGCGCACUCCAAGGGGGAAGGGAUCGCAUCUUCGGCCUUCAAACAGCAUCAAGUCCACCUCCGCAUGCCGGACAACUCGAUGCAAGCCAUGGACCCCAAGGUCUUCUCGCAGGGGGCGUCCAUCACAAAUGCGGGCGCUGUAGCGACUUAUCAAGGCUGAGGAAAUAAGAGAAUAGAUAAAGUUCAAAUUGCUUAUUAUUUAUUUAAAAAAACAAAACAGUAUAUUUAAUAAAGAAAAUGAUUUUAAAAAAAAACAUGAAAUUUCCAACAAAGGAGAUAUGUAGAAAGUUUAAUGGCUAAUUGAAAAGUAGUCAAUUAUUAGACGGCGUUAUUGCUGUCUCAAUUAUAUUUACUGUGUAGAAGUUGUAAACCAACUGAAGUAAAUUAAGAAAACCAGUUUGACUACCUA
Molecule: messenger RNA, 2265 nt
Organism: Folsomia candida
Lineage: Eukaryota; Metazoa; Arthropoda; Collembola; Entomobryomorpha; Isotomidae
Exons: 3
Coding region: 115-2016 (633 amino acids)
Source: RefSeq, a predicted model, not a curated record